Messenger RNA from Spea bombifrons (plains spadefoot toad), 1195 nucleotides. It is a transcript of the gene MRPL45, whose product is annotated as mitochondrial ribosomal protein L45. Gene Ontology annotation, cellular component: mitochondrion. Bases 8 to 976 code for a protein of 322 amino acids. The record is from RefSeq and is a predicted model, not a curated record. The transcript is spliced from 8 exons. NCBI's taxonomy places the organism in Eukaryota, Metazoa, Chordata, Amphibia, Anura, Pelobatidae.
UGGUCACAUGGCAGCGAGGAUUCCCGGCGUCCACUGCGCAGGCAAGAUGGCUGCCUCCAUGAGAAUGUUCCGGGCACUUGGUGAACAGGGGCUAGCUGCCAUUCUCAGUCCACCCCGAUUGGCUGCCCCUGUAAUGAUCCUACCCAUCAGGACCAAGAAGAGGUACUUCAUACCCCCAGCUGUGGGAAGUAAACAUAAAACUAUGAGUGACAUGGUGAACAAGGCUCGGGCAGCUGGUGUGGUGACGCCUCAGGAAAUCCAAGAGCGGCCGAUCAACGUGUCCUGCACAGCUGGCAUAUUUGACCCAUAUGUGCCACCUGAAGGUGAUGCCCGCCUGUCAUCGCUUACCAAGGAGGGGCUAAAGCAGAGAACUCAGCAGCUGAAACAGACAGCGGCCUCUCAGCUAGCAAUUCGUAAGAUUAAGGAAUAUGACAGUGAAUUCAGAACAAAAUCAUUCCCAGAGAAAGCUCAGGAAAUAUUUUUAGCAGCACACGAGUGUCUGACACAGUUUGACCGCCACAAGUUGCACAGCUUGGUGACAGAACGUUGCUAUCCUGAGUUGGUGCGUGGAAAUAGAUAUCGAACUCUGCGCUGGAAGUUCAUAGAAUCUUUGGAGCCUCCUCGCGUAGUUCAGGUUCGUUGUCCCGACAUGGUUACCAAGGGAAACCUCUAUGGCCAAGUGACUGUCCGGAUGCACACCAGACAGAGUCUGAUUAUAUAUGACCGAUUUGGACGCGUACAGUACGGGAACGAAGAACCAAAGGAUGUUUUGGAGUAUGUGGUAUUUGAGCGUCAUAUGGUAAACCCAUAUGGAACAUGGAGAAUGCAUGGCAAGAUUGUUCCUGCAUGGGCGCCACCCAAAGACCCCAUUUUGAAGACUGUGAUGUUGCCUGGUCCUGACUUGAAGCCGUGUCAGGAGCUGGAGGAUGUGGUCCAUGAGACAACCCAAUCACCGCAACAGCAGUGGUAUAAAUAACAAUGCUUAUACUGCCAGCUAUGAUGAACGUUUCACAAGUAGUAGGUUAGGUGCUGGAUGUGUUAUACUGCAUUUUAGCAGACAAAUUAACUCUGCAAGCUCGUGAUCUGGGGUUCAUCCAACCAGAACUGGGACAUCGCUUCACAGACCCUGGAACCCGUGGAUUAGUUUGGCUCCUCAACUUGUAAAAUAAUAAACCAUGAUAAUAGGACUUGGGAA